Messenger RNA from Zootoca vivipara (common lizard), 7798 nucleotides. RefSeq names its product ring finger protein 220 (gene RNF220). Lineage: Eukaryota; Metazoa; Chordata; Lepidosauria; Squamata; Lacertidae. Gene Ontology annotation, molecular function: metal ion binding; ubiquitin protein ligase activity. The record is from RefSeq and is a predicted model, not a curated record. Gene Ontology annotation, biological process: protein ubiquitination.
GCUAGGAGUCCCUGGGAGAGUGGAGGCUCAUUCACUGAUUAGAGGCAGCUUCGAGAGGCAGCGCUGCGCUCUCCUUGGCUCCCAGCAGCUGUGUCAGGCUCCUGCUCACUCCCAUGCUGGCUGAAGGCGCUUGCACACACGCGCCGGGCUUAGCACGUCCGGCUCUCCUCCCCGCGCAGCAACAGCCCAGGCUCUCGCUCUCCGCAGCCUGACAUCAAAGGGGGACGCCACCUCUCGAGGAAUUUUCACGCUUUGGAACAGUGAUGAAACUCCAGUGAGACCCCCCAGCUCUCCACCCAGACGUUGCUUUGUUUUCCAUCCAGGGAAGACCAUUUUCCUUGCGGCCCUGUCAAGGAAAGAGACUCCGAUGGACUUACACCGGGCAGCCUUCAAGAUGGAAAACUCCUCCUACCUUCCCAAUCCUCUGGCAUCUCCAGCCCUGAUGGUUCUCGCUUCUACCGCUGAAGCAAGCCGCGAUGCUUCCAUCCCUUGCCAGCAGCCAAGGCCCUUUGGCGUUCCAGUAUCUGUGGACAAGGAUGUGCACAUCCCAUUCACUAAUGGCUCCUAUACUUUUGCCUCCAUGUAUCACCGACAAGGUGGUGUGCCAGGAGCAUUCACCAACCGUGAUUUUCCACCUUCCUUGCUGCAUCUGCACCCCCAGUUUGCUCCCCCCAAUCUGGACUGCACCCCAAUCAGCAUGCUGAACCACAGUGGCGUUGGGGCCUUCCGCCCCUUUGCCUCCACUGAGGACAGGGAGAGUUACCAGUCAGCUUUUACACCUGCCAAGCGUCUGAAGAACUGCCAUGACACUGACUCUCCCCACCUUCGCUUCUCAGACGCUGAUGGCAAGGAGUAUGAGUUUGGAGCCCAGCUCCCAUCUGGCUCCCCCGGCUCCCUCAAAGUCGAUGACACGGGGAAAAAGAUCUUCGCUGUCUCUGGCCUCAUUUCGGACCGGGAGACCUCAUCCAGUCCCGAGGACCGAAAUGAUAGAUAUAGAAGCGACAGCCAAGGAGGGCCGCCAGCGUCUGCAGGGGCCAGCCAGCGCAUGGCGUUAACUUUCCCUCUCUGCAAAAAGAAGGCAACACUUUUUGACAGCCAGGCUCCCAUCUGCCCCAUUUGUCAGGUCUUGCUUCGCCCGGGUGAGCUGCAGGAACACAUGGAGCAGGAAAUGGAGAAGUUAACACAGCUCAACAUCAGGCUAAGAAGAGGGACCUCCAGCUGUGGGAGCCCUGCAAGCGCAAGACAUCAGCUUGGUAAGAACUCUAUAUUGAAGGAUGUCAUGGCUCCAGGUACUCCCAAGUCAAUUUUGUUGUCAGCCUCAAUCAAGCGAGAAGGAGACUCUCCAACGGCAUCACCUCACUCCUCAGAUGAUAUCCAUCACUCAGACAGAUACCAGACCUUCUUGCGAGUGAGGGCAAACAGACAGACCCGGCUGAAUGCUCGGAUUGGAAAAAUGAAACGGAGGAAGCAAGACGAAGGACAGGUAUGUCCCCUCUGCAGCCAACCUCUCUCAGGAUCCGAGGAGGAGAGGAGUAGGCAUGUCGAACAAUGCCUUGCAAAGAGGGAAGGCUCAUGCAUGAUGGAGGAUGAUGCAGUGGACAUUGAAAAUGAAAAUGGUAAUCGCUUUGAAGAAUAUGAAUGGUGCGGGCAGAAGAGGAUACGUGCCACUACUCUCCUGGAAGGGGGAUUCAGAGGGUCCGGGUUUGUCAUGUGCAGCGGCAAGGAGAAUCCAGACAGUGAUGCUGACCUUGAUGUGGAUGGAGAUGACACACUGGAAUAUGGAAAGCCACAAUACACAGAGGCAGAUAUCAUUCCGUGCACUGGGGAAGAACCAGGUGAAGCCAAGGAGAGAGAGGCGCUUCGAGGUGCAGUCUUAAAUGGUGGCACGCCUAGUACCCGAAUAACACCAGAAUUUUCUAAGUGGGCAAGUGACGAAAUGCCAUCAACGAGUAAUGGAGAGAGCAGUAAACAGGAGCCUAUGCAAAAGACCUGCAAGAAUAGUGACAUAGAAAAGAUUACAGAAGACUCAGCAGUGACAACGUUUGAGGCGCUAAAGGCUCGUGUCCGCGAAUUAGAAAGGCAGCUUUCCCGUGGGGACCGCUAUAAAUGUCUCAUUUGCAUGGACUCCUACACGAUGCCCCUGACCUCCAUCCAGUGCUGGCACGUGCACUGCGAGGAAUGCUGGCUGCGGACUCUGGGUGCCAAGAAGCUGUGCCCUCAGUGCAAUACCAUCACCUCUCCAGGGGACCUCAGGCGUAUCUACUUAUGAAGGACAUGGCUGCCCCCAGGGAUUUGGGGGAAAGAAAUGGCAGCAACAAUGAAAGACAUUUGAAAACAAAACCUAGAGACUCCAAAUGUGAACUAGAGGCUGAGGGAGCAGCGCAAUGCCUCUGCUUCCAAACCUGUCACUGGUGCCGCCAACUCCACAGGAAGGCAAACCAGAAUCCUAUUGUGAAUCCCGGCCUUUUUUUACAGACUGAUGUUCCACACCUGUCCUAUUUCUUCAAGAGCGAGGUUCCAUCAUGGACUACUUGCAAGCCUUUCCAGGGGAGCGUCUUGACAAGCCAACCUGGCCCAACCCCACAUGCCAACUCAAGUAGGGACUGGAUCUUCCACAGCAGGAACUGUCAUAACCUGUCACUUGUGUUCUCUCCCCUCCCCUUUUUUUGUGGUGUUCUAGUGUUUUUUAGAAGUCAGAGAGAAAGAGAGAGCCUACACUUGCAAACCCACAAAGGCAGAAUGAAGCACAUGUAAUAUAGACUAUAUGUUUACAAUGUUGUGUAUAAAUGGGAUAGACUCCAACAUUACAUACUAAUAUGUUUCCCUUUUAUUUUUUCCUUUGUUCUUGGGUUGUACUUUUUUUUAAAAAAGAGAAAAAAAUAAGCAGAGAACAUUAAACCCAUAUUUUUCUUGGUUCUACAAAGUUUUGGCAUUAAAGUCAUUAGUUUAAAAGAAAUAUAUAUAUAUAUAUAUAUUAUACAUAUAUAUAAUAUAAAUGGUUUAAUGUUCUGUGGUGUAUAUUUCCUCAUUCAGAUAUGACGUUAACAGCUUCUAGUAACAGCUGUAGUUUUUGCCCAUAACACAACUUCUGGGGGAAGUAGGGAAAAGUAGCUAAUGGGCUCUUUUUAUCAAAUCUUUAUCACACUGAAACAGUUUUAAUUUUUCACUGAGGGGAAAGCAAGAAACUUGCAGAUCAGGCUUACAAGGCUUUACCCCAUUGUCAGCUGGGAAAAGGACAGAAGUUUACAUGAAGAUGAAGCAGCAAAAAAUAGGUUGGGCAGUGGUGGUUAUCAGAAUUCAGGCCAGUAAGUUUAUCUCUUAAAAGCUGGAAUUGUAUUCACCCGCCUCUGCACCUGCUCUGUAUCCUGUGAUGCAAGAGUAAAUGCAAAAACCUCUGAAAAAACACCGUAUUUUAGCCAUCCAGUAUCUGAGCGGUGGUGGGGGUGGGGCGCAGGGAGUAUUCUAGCACUUCCUCCAUUCUACUUCCUCAUGAAAAAUUACGUGUUUCACUAGUAAGGCAGGUUCUGUAUCACUCUGGCAUACUGUUUUGCCAUGCCCAGCCACUUCCAGUCUGCCUUGCUCUGAAAUGCUUUUCCAUGCAGGUGCAGCAUGAUGUCCCAAUUUUUCAGAGGUUCAGGUCCAAUAAAACAUCAAGUUCCAGUUUCGAAAAGAAAAGAAAGUGGGGCAUGUGUUGGUUUUUUGUGACACUGGUCUCGUUUCUUCCUGUUAUCUCUCCUACUUGUACUGUGGCAAUAGUGGAACUCAACCCAGGCAGGUCCACACAAGGUUGGAUUCAGUUAAUCCCUCUUCACCUGUUUCUGCAGCGUUCCUGACAUCAACCUUUUACUCAGACCCCUGUUCUGCAUUUUAAAUAUCUCCAGCUGUGGCUCACGUAUAUUCUGCUUACUACCUGCCUUUAUCAGAAACAAGCAACUGACAUUUUAAAAUACAUAGCCAAACAAGCCUCCUGCAUUCCACCCGAGGGAAAUUUUACAGGGUUGCCGGAAGCUUGAAAGGGUUAGCAAGCACUUUGCUUGGCAAUAAUUUGGGUAGGCAAAUGUCCCUGUCAUGAAUCACCUUUUAAACUGAGGCAGACUGCUGCUUUGGGAUAUCCUGCAAGGUAUUUUGUUCUUUUUCUCUAAUCUGUGACUUAAGCACUAGAAAGUCAUAGUUGCACUAAAGCAUCUGGCUAUCGUCAGUCAUGCUGUUGUCAAAAGGAUUGGUUUUAUAUGAAUGAGACUUCUACGACAAGAGAGUUGUAUUUUGCAGUACAGGAUUCCAUAUUCCUGUUGCAAUUUGGCUGAUAAUGUGCUACUGCUGUCUACUGAAUGCAAGCUGGAAAUGGCUAUCAUCAACAGGGUCUUGCUGUUUGACUUCACCCUGUUCAACACACACUAUUGUCUAGUGGGAAAUAGUUUCAUACUCUUAGAGCAGCCGCAGCCAAUAUGGUGCCCUCCAGAUAUUGGGACUACAACUCCAAAUAUCCCUAACCAUUGGCCAUGUUGGCUGGGGCUGAUGUGAGUUGGCAGUCCCCUGCACCAUAGUGGCUACGACUGCAGAAUUCUAAGCUUCCAUUGUGUCCAAAGAACUUCUGAACUGCUAUGUCUCACUCAAACUACAAGUGUUUCUGAUUGCUGCUACAUAGGAACAAGUCUGAGGAAGGGCCACCUGCAGCCUGUAUUACCAGGAGAAACACAUUUUCAAGCAGCAGUUGAUUGGCAUCAUAAAUAGGUAGCAAUAGUUUGCAAGAGGCACAAAGUUUCAGCAGCUGCCUUUGCUCACGAUGGGGCUUCCUCCACUGGUAUAGCACUUAAGCCUUCCUAAAGGCAAUCAAAUGAAAUUUGUCAUGGUGGGGAUGUCUGAAUUGCACCCAAACCUGCUCACCUUGUACAAGCAAUGUCUGCUCAGGCAUUUAGGACAGAGCUAUAUUUCUCCCAGAUCUGUUUCAGAAUAGGCAGUGCUGAGGCAGCUCAUUUUUUGAUUUCCCAGUCUGGGAACAAUGAGCUUUCUCUGGUCCUGUGGACCACCACUAAGCCAAAUGAAUAUAUAUAAACCACAUAUAACUAGUAGGCUUUAUUUUUAAAGUUGAUUUGUCCCUACCUUUUUUUCUUGAUGGGGUAGGGAGGGGAGAGAAGACCUGAUGGGAAGAUGCAAGGACUUGUUACCUCCUCUGGAACGAGGCACAUUUUGCAAAACUCUGUGACUUCUUCCUCAAAAAGCUUAAAAAGAAAUGAACUAUCUUUGCCCAAAGAUUCCCAGCUGCACAAGGUGAUAUUCAAGUUGUGUCUAUGAUUGUGUGUCGAUGUAUAUUCUAUAAAAAGGUACUUGUCAUUCCCGUUUGUAAACUACAUUGACAUUAAUUAAAUGAGUAUAAAAUCUUCCAAGUUUGCCUCCUGUCUUCUACUUGCUUCCUGGUUUCAACCCUGGUUUUGGCAAUUGCAUAAAUGUAUGCUCCUGUUCCUGCUGCCCUCGAAACAUGGUAGCUGUUAAGUCACAUUCAUGCAGGACCCACUGAAUUAUCCACCUGCUCCAAUGCCUUAUGGCGGGGGCUUUUUUCAUCCCAAGAGUCAUAUUCCUUCAUGGACUACCUUCCAAGGGCCUGCAUGCCAGUAGUGUUCCAUGUUUUGACUUUUCCUUAAAAUAUUCUCAAACCAUUUGUGCAAAUACACAAGGAGGAUCUAAUGAGCCCUGUCAGCAGAAACCCUGUGCAAAGACUUCUGGUUGCCCAAUGGGGCUUCCCUGCUAUCUGUUGGCUGUGGGGAGGAGAACCCUUCGAGCGGCACGAGGCAAGUGGGAUCAUUCCAUAUGGCAGGCAAACCGAAAUGUUUGAGCAGAAAUGAUCAAAAUGCUGGAACAGUGCCCUUAAAAAGGGAAAGUCAAAGUUUGGAGCACCUAAAAAAAAGAUUUGGGAACCUAAUAGACAGAAAAAAGUACUCAUGUGUAGAGAGUGCUCCUCUAUCUCAAAUCUAAGAGUCCAAGACCAUCAAGCAAAGCUGAUUGUUGGGAGAUUUAGGACAGACAAAGUAUACGUCUUCACCUAGCAUACAGUUAAACUCUCACUAACUUUAAAGAGAUGAUAAAACUAGUAAAAAUCUAGUACAAAAAAGCCAGAGCUACUUGUUUUUCAAACCUGGUUUCUAAAUAUUAAAAUGUUUAACAUAACUCAAGUUAUUUUAAGUUACAGAAUAAAUAAAACAAGGAAUGGGAAAGCUGUUGCAGCCACCACAUUUGUGAAAACUAUAUACAUAAUCCCAUAACUCAUGUAGCUAAAUGCUGAGUUGGAAGGUGCCUCCUGAGGUCAUCUAGUCCUACCACCUCUACAAUGCAAGAUCUAUAUCAGGCAUCCCCAAACUGCGGCCCUCCAGAUGUUUUAGCCUACAACUCCCAUGGUCCCUAGCUAACAGGACCAGUGGUCAGGGAAGAUGGGAAUUGUAGUCCACAACAUCUGGAGGGCCGAAGUUUGGGGAUGCCUGGUCUUUAUAGUGCAGAAUGAAAUGCCUUCCUAGAUAACAGCUAAUUUAGCCUCUGCUUAGACCCCUCCAGCAAGAGAGACAGUCAUCCCUAAGAAUGUGCAAAAUCCCAUUGCCCAUUUGCCUUCUGAACAUGCUGCUUAUGGAGUUCCAUCCAGGCUCUUUCCCUGAAGUUUUGGGCUGUAACUUAUUUGUAUGCUGGCAACCAAUAGUAUCUGUACACAAGUCAGCCAGAUCUACUUAUAGCAUGGAGUCUUAUUAGUAACGCUAGGUAAAGACCCAUGGAAUUACACAGGGCUCCAGCUCUUUUCAUUCUCCUACUCAUCCCAAACUUCAAACCCUAAUUACUAGCAAAACCCUACAUCUUGCCAAACAGAGGAUAGGAGUCAGAUCAGGAGAAACAAACUUUUCCAGCCCCUUGUUCUGCUUGCAGCAAGGGUCUCGGAAAGGGUCUCUACCAAGGAGAAGAGGUACCGAAGGAACAGCAUGAGGCAGAGAAUCUGCAAGAAUAGGAUAUGAGCAAGUUUACCAAAUAAAUAGGUGCUUUCCCCAAUCGAGGGCAUUUGUAGGAGCAUAUAAUAAACUAUCCAUCCCUUCAUUCACUGCCUUGAGAGUAGAGCCACACAUUACCUUGCAUCACAUGGUCCCCAACCUACAUCUGCACAGAUAAUGAAAACGUGGGGGCAGGGGGGGCACUUGUAGGUAAGAAAGAGUGGUUGGGUGAGUCCUGAACCCUAUCUGUGCCCAGAAACUUUCCUGUAUAAAUCCCCCCCAGGAAGGUCUGAGUGUAGCUAGGUAAAAAAUGAAUAAAGCAUGCCAUGAGGUAUUUGCAAGGGAGUACCUGACACAGGGUAAAGCACCCUCCCUGUCUGCUGAGUCUCCUCUUGCAUGUGCUGCCCUCAACAUUAGAGCUGGGAAACACUUUUUUAAAAAAGUUAUUUACUGAAUGUAUAUACAGUAGUUGUAUAUAGUUGCUCACCAAUAAAUAUUUUCUGGCAUAGCUGCCAAGUUAUCCCUUUUUUAAAGGGAUUUUCCCUUAUGCUGAAUAGGCUUCCUCACGAGAAAAGGGAAAACUUGGCAGCUAUGUUCUCUGGGCAGCUUGCAAAUAUAUGCUAAAUACAAUAAAAGCAAAAAAACUAGUUACACCAGCCCAGAUUUAAAACACAAUUGAAGCUAGACUGCAAUCCUCAACUGGCUACUGGAGUUCCUGCCUUACAAAGGAUAAAGCAUUCCUGUGCUAAGCUGCUGCUUUUCAUUCAAACAGGUAGUGGGAAAUCUCUGGCCCUUGGGUCCUUAGGCCACUCCCCUCAGUGGUCUUGCUCUAUCCC